Messenger RNA from Coniophora puteana RWD-64-598 SS2, 1427 nucleotides. RefSeq names its product cytochrome P450. Bases 1 to 1398 code for a protein of 465 amino acids. The transcript has 12 exons. Gene Ontology annotation, molecular function: monooxygenase activity; heme binding; oxidoreductase activity, acting on paired donors, with incorporation or reduction of molecular oxygen. NCBI's taxonomy places the organism in Eukaryota, Fungi, Basidiomycota, Agaricomycetes, Boletales, Coniophoraceae. The record is from RefSeq and is a predicted model, not a curated record.
AUGCCGAUCAUAGGCAAUUUACAUCAAAUGGAUGCAGAAAGGGCCUGGCUGACCUACACGGAUUGGAAAGAGAAGUACGGAGACGUCGUAUAUUGUAGCAUUCUUGGGCAAGACGCCAUCAUCCUAAAUACUGAGAAGGCAGCAGAGGACCUGCUUAACCACCGGUCUAGCAACUACUCGGACCGAUUGGACCUGCCUGCCAUUAUUGGCCCGUACGGGCUCACAAUCGACACGAUCGUACUCAACCAUACAGAUACCUGGCGUGCCCAUCGACGUGUUUUUCACCAAACACUACGGUCCGAGGCUGCCACUGCAUACAGGCCCAUGCAACUUCGCAGGACCGCUGAGCUGGUCGAGAGGAUAACCAAUUCUCCAGAGGCGUGGUGGGAUCACAUUAGAAGGUUCUCAGCGUCCGUCAUCUUGAGCGCUAUAUACGACCACGACCUCAGUGACAGUACUGAGGAUGACUCUACUCUACAGACCGUUCUCACAGCGCUCGAACUAUUGGUGCGGAUUUUCUCUCCAAGUACUGCGAUGCUGAUAACUAAGAUGCCAAUUGUAAGGUCGAUCCCGACUUGGCUCCCCGGUGGCUGGGUCAAUGCUAAACAAGGUCAAAAGGUCGUCGGAGACAUGUUCGACGUGCCGUACAACCUAUUUCGGGCAAAGCUGGAAACUGGAGAAGCUGGAAAGUGCGUAGCGUCGGAUGCGUUGGCAAUGUCCCGUGACACAUACAAAAUGGACAAUUUUGACGACGUCGUCAAAGGUGUCUGCGGUACAGCAUACGCAGCCGGGGAAGAAACGACUGGGGCAACGCUCAUCAUCUUCAUCCUGGCUAUGGUUCUACAUCCCGAGGUACAGGCGCGUGCUCAAUCGGAGAUAGACGAGGUUGUUGGUACAGACCGUCUUCCCGACCUUGAUGACAAGGGUUCACUACCAUAUGUCGAAGCCAUAUAUCGCGAGACGCUGAGAUGGAAGCCCGUCGUCCCUACAGCCAUUCAACAUGCAACAACGGAGGAAGAUGUGUAUAAUGGAUACUAUAUUCCCAAAAAGGCGCUGGUAAUCCCCAAUGUUUGGGCUAUGACGCAAAACCCCGACAAGUAUCCGUCUCCCGCAUCGUUUAACCCCUCGCGCUUCCUUGAUGCGGAGGGUAAUCUUAGCGGCGAUGAGCCUAGCUACGUGUUUGGUUUUGGGCGCCGUAUCUGCCCUGGGCGGCACCUUGCAAAAGAUUCGGUUUGGUUGGCGAUGGUUCGCAUUCUAUCUAUGUUCCGCAUCGAGAAGACUACGGAUGCUGCCGGAAGGAUGGUUGAGCCGAACCCCGAGUGGACUACCGGAAUAACAUCGUAUCCCAAGGCAUUCCCAUGUAAAGUCGUCCCGAGAUGCGAAGAAGUGUUGAAGUAGGAACAAAACAUCGCACAGAUACGCGAAGG